UUGAAUUUGGAGGGUGUUAAGAUUACAUAUGAAUGCCAAUUGACCUUGAGAGCUGUUGUUAAUUACUGGGAUGAUUUUUCAAAGGUGGUUUUGGUGCAUAAAGGCUUAUUUAUUACGAAAAAUGCAAGUGGCGCGGCUAACGUGGCGCGUGCAUGAUUGCCUUUAAUUGAAGUGAUUUAUCCUAAUAUUUUGCCUCAUGAAACAAUUUGAAGCAAAAGUUUAGUUUUUGCCAGUUUUUAUUAGUCUGCUGCUUAAAACAUUUUGAACUUUUUUAAUAUGGUGAUGGUGAAACGUGAUGUUAGGAACUUGAAAAGCAGUUACCUAGCAGGUUAAAGCCGCCCUCUGAACCCGGGGCUCUAAAUGUGCAUAAAACCAACAGAACAGGUGUGGCGUCAGCAGAAAUGCAAAAGCUGAACCCUUCCCUUCUAAUAUGACCUUGCCAUUCCCAAUGUAACUAAGCCUUAUUUGGCCCAGCGGAUGGUCAGAAUUGCUCGCAAUGUCGGGUCAAACACCUCCGCCAACGUCGCCGAGUCGCCCGACCGCCGCCGACCCUCCGGGGCCAGCGCCGGAGACGGUGGCACGGCGCGCUGACGGUCUGAUGGUCGAUGGCGAUGCAGCUGAACCCGCAAACGGUCAACGUAACGAAUUGCUCGCAAUGUCGGGUCAAACACCUCCGCCAACGUCGCCGAGUCGCCCGACCGCCGCCGACCCUCCGGGGCCAGCGCCGGAGACGGUGGCACGGCGCGCUGACGGUCUGAUGGUCGAUGGCGAUGCAGCUGAACCCGCAAACGGUCAACGUAACGAAUUGCUCGCAAUGUCGGGUCAAACACCUCCGCCAACGUCGCCGAGUCGCCCGACCGCCGCCGACCCUCCGGGGCCAGCGCCGGAGACGGUGGCACGGCGCGCUGACGGUCUGAUGGUCGAUGGCGAUGCAGCUGAACCCGCAAACGGUCAACGUAACGGUCAGUCCGUAGAUCCGACGGUGAACGCCGCGGCCGCGAGACGGGCGCGUGAUCGCGAGCGUCGUCGCCUCGCCCGAGAGCGAGAAACUGAGGCUGAGCGACUUCUUCGCCUGCAACGUAAACGUGAAGGCCAGGCUCUGGCGCGCGCUAGACAAAGAGAUCAGACAGGUGGCGCGGGCCCUUCCCAUCAGGCGGUAGUCGAUGCAGUGCCGGUUCCCGGUCCAUCGGGGGCCCAGCCGCCGGUCAUCCUUGCCGCGGAUAUCGCUGCCGCGCGACGCGAGCGUGACCGGGAGCGUCAUCGACUUAGGAGGGAGCGUGAAUCGGAGGCUGAGCUCGCCGAGCGUCAGCGACGCAAUCGUGAGAGAAUGGCUACGGCUCGCACUAAGGUCAGGACAGGGAGAGACGGCGCAGGUCUUGAGCCACCUGUUGCUGCUGGUGUGGCGGAUCAGCCGAUCGCACCACCGACUGCGUUUGAACCGCCGGUGGUGGGCGGUGUCGCGGACGUCGCGCCCGGCGCGGAGGCAGUGGGCGGCGCUGUAGGAGAGGUGGCAACGCACUCGCCCGAUGGUGCUGUAGAUGCUGUCGAGGCGACAGUAGCCGAUGCGCCAGACGACGCAGCGGCGCGCCGGCCCGCGGCCGAUGCGCCCGACGCGGAGGCAGUGGGCGGCGCUGUAGGAGAGGAGGCGCCCCACACGCCCGAUGGUGCUGUAGACGCUGUCGAGGUGGCAGCGGUCGAUGCGCUAGACGGCGCAGCGGCGCGCCGGCCCGCGGCCGAUGCGCCCGACGCGGAGGCAGUGGGCGGCGCUGUAGGAGAGGAGGCGCCCCACACGCCCGAUGAUGCUGUAGACGCUGUGGAGGUGGCAGCGGUCGAUGCGCUAGACGGCGCAGCGGCGCGCCGGCCCGCGGCCGAUGCGCCCGACGCGGAGGCAGUGGGCGGCGCUGUAGGAGAGGAGGCGCCCCACACGCCCGAUGAUGCUGUAGACGCUGUGGAGGCGGCAGCGGUCGAUGCGCCAGACGGCGCAGCGGCCCGCCAGCCCGCGGCCGAUGCGCACGACGCGGAGGCAGUGGGGGGCGCUGAUGGACAGGCUCCGGUGGACGCGCCCGCCCGUCGUCGAGGCGACCAGCACCUGCUGGCUCGCAAUUAUGUCCCCGCCGAGUUCGAGCCGCCGGCUGGCAUGCAGCUGGGCCGAAUGGACACCGUCUGUGCCCAUUGUGGAGCGCUGCGCUGGCGUGCCGAGCCCGCAGGCGCCUGUUGCCAUCAGGGCAAGGUGCAGCUUGACUUCCAUCCCCCGCCGCCGGACGAGAUGGUGGAGCUGAUGACCCCCGGCACGGCGUUCUAUGACGAGUUUCGGGGCAAAAUUCGCGCUUACAACACGGCCUUCCAGCUGGCCAGUAUGGGGUGCAACGUCGUCCGACACGACGGGGCGUAUCACGCGGCUUUCACCGUUCAGGGUAGCGUGUGUCAUCGUAUGGGAUCUCUACUGCCCGCUCGCGGCGGCGAGGAGCAGUUCAUGCAGGUGUAUUUCCUCGACGCAGACGAGGCCACCGCGCGACGUGCCACCAUGUGUGGCGGCCUCGACAGAGCCGUUCUCGACAUCCUUUUGGGCAUGCUGCACGAGCACAACAACUACGUGCGUGCGCUCCAGCCGGCUCUGCUGAUGGCGCGCGGUGUGCCGAACUGCCGGAUCGUGUUGUCGGCCGAACACCGGCCGCUGUCGGAGCACGAGCGCCGGUUCAAUCUACCGAUCGGUCGCGAAGUGGCGGUCCUGAUGCCCAAUGAGAUGGGGGGCCGGCGCGACAUCGUCGUUCGCGAGCGCGGCGGACAACUGUUCCGCAUCGACGAACUGAGCCGCCAGUACGACCCGCUGCUCUAUGUGCUGCUGCACCCGCGCGGCACGGACGGGUGGUCGCUCGAGCUGAAGGCCGAGCGCGGCGUCACAAUCCGUCAGUAUGGUGCGUUCCACAUGCGCUUCCGACCGGGUCAUUUCAAUCUCAUUCCGCGAGGGGGCCGGCUGUUUCAACAGUACCUGGUGGACACUGAGGCAAAAGCUGAGUCGAGUCGUCUGUCGUAUGUGCGCGCGAACCAGGACGGCUUCAACGGCUUCCGCGCCGAGACCAUCCGCGGCGUGCGAGACGCGCUGGCUGACGGCGAGGAGCACGGCCGAGCCGUCGGACGGCGCGUGGUGCUGCCGGCAUCCGUAACGAGUAGUCCGCGCUUCAUGAUGGCCAAACUACAAGACGCUCUCUGCUACGUUCGAGACUUUGGCGCCGCCGACUUUUUCAUCACCGUGACGUGCAACCCGGCCUGGCCAGAGAUUGAGCAAACUCUGCGCACCCUCUACCCGGGAGAGAGGCCGGGCGACUACGAUCGGCCGUGCGACCACCCUGACGUUGUCAGUCAGGUGUUUGACCUCAAGCUGCAGGCGCUGCUGAAGCAGCUGCGGGGCGGCAUCCUGGGUCGACAGCGGGCCAUUCUGCACACGAUUGAGUGGCAGAAGCGUGGCCUGCCGCACGCUCACCUUCUGCUGUGGGUCGUGCCCGCCGACAAACCUCGCGCCGAAGACGUGGACACGUGCGUGUGCGCUGAGCUGCCAGAUCCCGAGACCGAUCCGGAACUGCACGCGAUCGUCUGCACCAAGAUGGUGCAUGGUCCGUGCGGCGCGCUGAACCCGCAGGCGGUCUGCAUGAAGGACGGCCGCUGUAGCGUCGGCUAUCCGCGCCCGUAUCUGGAGGCCACAGAGCUGCCAGAGCGCAGCUAUCCCAAGUACAGGCGGCGCGCGCCGGAGGACGGCGGUCAACGUGCGCGGACGCCCGGACGGCGCGGUGUGGAAAUCGACAACCGCUGGAUCGUUCCCUACAAUCCGCACAUCCUUCGCGCGCUGGACUCACACGUCAACGUCGAGCUGAUCACGCACGCGAUGGGAGCGAUCCGCUACUGCAUCAAGUACGUCACCAAGGGCUCGGAUAGGAUCAUGUUCGCCGUGCAGCCCGACGGCGUGGUUGACGAGGUGACCCAGUAUCAGAACAGCCGGUACCUGGGAUCCAUGGAGGCAGCGUGGCGGCUGCUCGACCGACCAGUCCACGUCCAUCAUCCGCCGGUCCAGCGGCUGCAGCUGCAUCUCGGUGACGACGAGAGACGUGUCGUGUUCCGCGGCGACGAAAACCUGGAAGCGGUCAUCGCGGGCGAGCAGGCUAAUCCAUCCAUGCUCACAGCCUUCUUUGAGCUGUGCCAGCGUGACGCGUUCGCGGCGACACUCCUCUACCCAGAGGUGCCGCGAUACUACACGUGGCAGGUGCGACGCGGCCGGGGCGCAGACGCCCGUCCGGCCCACUGGAAACGCCGCGUCCGUGGCCAGCCUCACCCCGAGGUGCCGGGCGUGGUUGCCUCUGAGACUCUGUCGCGCGUGUACACCACGACGCCGCGCGCGGGCGAAGUUUUCUUUCUUCGCCUGCUCCUUCACAGCGUCCGAGGUCCGCGCUCUUACGAGCACCUCCGCACGGUCGAUGGCCGCGUGUGUGCCACCAUGCGCGAGGCGUGCUCCGCACUGGGGCUGCUCGAGGACGGAGCGCACUGGGCGCGCGCACUGGAGGAGGCGAGUGUGACGCGCUUUGCAGGUGGUUUGCGUUUCCUCUUCGCUCUGAUUCUGAUCGAGGGAGAGGCUACGUGCGAUCCCAUGGCGCUGUGGAUGAGGUUCGCGGACGCCCUGUCCGAGGACAUCGCUCGCCGUCAGCGCACCGCUCGCGCGGCUGGCAGACGUGGUCUCACCGAGGACGAAGUGCGCCAGCAGGCGCUGCGGAAGAUCGCUGGCAUUCUCCGCCGGCUGCGCGGCAGAUCUCUGGCGGAGUACGGACUGCCGGUGCCGCCGGUGCCGGACGCCGCCGCCGCCGCCGAUGGCGACGACGACGAGCCGCCCGGCGGUCCCGAGUACGACCCGGCCGCUCUGGCCGAUCGCGUUGAGCGCGACGAGCCGCGUCUGACGGAUGACCAGCGCGCCGUCUAUGACGAGGUGCUGCGACGGCUGGACAAUGACGAGUCGGGUGUCAUCUUCCUGCAAGCUCCAGGCGGCUGCGGGAAGACGUUCUUGGAGAACCUGCUGCUGGCCAAGGUGCGCAGCCGGGGACACGUGGCAGUUGCAGUGGCCACAUCCGGCAUCGCAGCCAGCCUGUUGGAGGGCGGCACGACUGCCCAUCAUCGGUUCAAGAUCCCUCUGCAGCUGCAUCCUGACAACGAGAACGUCUGCGGCAUUGAUCGCCGCUCUCCCGAGGCCGACUACCUUCGCCGCUGUCGCCUCAUUGUAUGGGACGAAGCGGCCAUGACGAACCGGCGCGCCACUGAGGCGGUCGACCGGGCUCUCCAAGACGUCCGCGACAGGCAAGAGCUGUUUGGCGGCGUUCUGACGCUGCUCUCUGGCGACUGGAGACAGAUCCUGCCAGUGGUGAAGCGCGGCGGGCGCGCAGAGGUUGUUGACGCCUGCCUCAAGUCAUCGCCCAUGUGGCCUCGGAUCGACACCAUGGAGCUCGCGACCAACAUGCGGGCGUUGAACGGCGACGAUCAGGCCGGUGAGUUCGCCAACUUCCUGCUGCGCGUCGGCGACGGCCGGCUGCCCGUCGUGGCACAGCCGGACUCGGUGCAGGUGCCCGAGUUGGUGGUCAGUCCGGCGCGCAGUCUCGCCGCCUUGGUCGAUCGCAUUUUCCCUGACAUGGCCGGGCGACACCGUGAUGAAGAGUGGCUGCAUGAGCGCGCCAUCCUCUCGCCGCUAAAUGCGACCGUUGACAGGGCGAAUGAGGCCGCGCUGGCCCUUCUGCCCGGCGAAACAGUCACGUACGCUAGCGUCGACACCAUCAGUGACGACGACAACGAGGAUCACGGGCCUCCGGUGCCCACCGAGGUGCUCAACGCGAUCGACGUGUCGGGCAUGCCGUCGCAUCGACUUCAGGUCAAGGUCGGCGCCCCGGUCGUGUUGAUGCGCAACCUCGACGCUCCGCGCGUCGUGAACGGCACGCUGUGCACGGUGCUGCGCGCCGCGCCCAACGUGCUCGAGCUGCGAAUCGCCAGUGGAGUCGCGCGUGGCGAGACGCUGUUUUUGCCGCGCCUCCCUCUGGUGGUGAGCGCUGUCGAUUCCGGCAUCGGCCGACCAUUCCGCCGCUGUCAGUUCCCCGUCAAGCUGUCAUUCGCCAUGACCAUCAAUCGCUGCCAAGGGCAGACUAAGCGACGCGUGGGCAUAUAUCUGCCAUCCCCGGCCUUCACUCAUGGCCAGUUCUACGUGGCUCUCUCGCGCGUAGGCAGCUUUGAUUCAGUCGAGGUGCUUUCCACGCACAACCAUCGGACGCGGAAUGUCGUAUACAGAGAGGUUCUGUGAGGUGCGCGCGCCAGGAUCGGGCGUCAUACGGGUGCGUUAUGGGGCGUUAUCUUAGUUCGGUUGUCGAGCGACGAUCGGAUGUACCCCGCGUUGUGCCGUCCUUCACCCAAUUGCUAUGACGUUGAGCCCGGAGUGGCCGGAGGAAGCCCUUGCUCCUUGAGUGGGAGGGCCACUCUGUCUGUCCGGGUGGUCAAUGUCGACGGCCAACUGUAGGCUGCGGCCAAUCGUAUUGGGCGUUAGGAAGCGGGUGCGUCAUCGGCCGUAAUCUUAAACGUUAUCGGAAGUAUAGUCAGGCGGCGGCGUCCAAGAGCGGUCAGAUACUCCUGUGGUCAGUCGUGUGGUACGGCUGGUGGUCCGUGUGCUGGGAUUUUUUAGUCUGGAAAUGUUAGCGCGUCGCUGUUGGUUGUGAGACCCCCUUUCAGACGUGUGAACGUCUGAAGUCCGUUUCGUGUGAUCGAUCGGACACUUCACCCCUUGAUAGGGGGAGUCUAAACCGCUGCGGGGCGAGUCUUACGUCUGAGCGUGUCAGUGAGUGAGUCCGUGUGCGAAUGUGUGCGUGACUGUAACUGUGUCAACUGUCAGGUGUGACGGUUGUUAGGCGCGUCGCUGUCGGUUGUGAGACCCCCUUUCAGACGUGUGAACGUCUGAAGUCCGUGUCGUGUGAUCGAUCGGACACUUCACCCCUUGAUAGGGGGAGUCUAAACCGCUGCGGGGCGAGUCUUACGUCGGGGGGUGCCAGUGAGUGAGUGCGUGGCUGCAUCUGCAUCCUGUGCUUAACCCUUUCGGUGCUGUGGGUAUUUGGAGUGGUGAAUGAUUGCGCGUGAGUGAGUGUAUGCCGGUACGCGCUGACGUAACGGGCCCUUAACCGUUAUACUAAAAGUUUGACAUCGUUAACGUAAGUUCAUCAGGAGGCUGACAUUGACAUUUCAGUGUGCUUAACUCAUUUCAUUGUGCUUAAAUCAUAUUUCAAAGUUACUUUAAAAACGUGUUAAGGGCGGGGUGCGCGCUCGGAGCACUUCCACGACAGUGCACCCUGGUAACAGGCUGUGUUCAGUGUGCGGAGCCGACCUUGAUGUUCCCUAUAAAACCUUCAAUCUAUCCAUCACCUCGGCACGGCGACCCUGAACUAUGCCUGGCUAAGACUCCGAGCCUUUUGACUUCCUUAUGCCGUGUCCCUGACUACAUUUCUCGCCACCAUGCAGUUAACCAGCAGGGCCGCCAGUCAUCGACACCGGCUGCCGCCAGCAGCCGCAGCUGACGCCAACAAACCCCGGAUCCGAUAAGCUCUGUCAGGCAAUCGGACCAGACCAGUCCAGCUAAUCCCAGCAAGUCAUUCUGACUGUGUCUAAUCCGGUCAGUGUGUCGCCUAAUGCCGCUUUGACACUUUGCUUACUUCUGUUUCCUAAUCGGCCUUCCUAUUGUGUAUCGCCAUAGCAGCACGCUACAUUUACACUACUUCUACUUCACUGCUCUUUUUCUCCUACUGAGCAUGCUGCCUACACAGGGCGGUUUUUGUAGCGUAGCUUAGCACGCCAGCAUUACCGCUGUCAACCUUCUGAAUUCAUGUCAGAAUGAUUCGCCAUGUCAACUACUGUGACCUGUCCCCUGGCCCAGUUAGGUAAAUCGCUGCUGCUAGAUUUCACAUAAACAUUCACUGCUCGAAUUGGCUAAUCCCGUCGUUUGGCUGCUGCAAAUCUCCUGUGGCCCAAUCAUGCGCGCGGAGCAAGCAAGUCACCUAGUUUAAAUAUCCAUUUGAGUAGGAUU
Molecule: messenger RNA, 8086 nt
Organism: Amphibalanus amphitrite
Lineage: Eukaryota; Metazoa; Arthropoda; Thecostraca; Balanomorpha; Balanidae
Exons: 4
Coding region: 497-6322 (1941 amino acids)
Biological process (GO): telomere maintenance; DNA repair
Molecular function (GO): DNA helicase activity
Source: RefSeq, a predicted model, not a curated record